AUGGUAGAACACAGUGGAUCCGGUUGUGAGGAAGCACAAAGUCCUAAAAGACAAGAUGUCAUCAAUAAUAAUUCACCGAAACCGAAUCAUUACAGCAAUGAAACAAUAAAAAACACAAACCGUUUUUCGCUGUUCAAGUGGUUCAAGCCAAAAGCCAGUGAAAAACAAGAACCACAGAAUUUAAGUGCGUGUUCUAGUACCUCAAGUGUUGACACGCUUUACAGUACCACAACAGUAAGGAGUUUUGCAUUCCAUUCAGGUAAAAUCCAAAAAAAUGACGAAAUAGUGACACUUGAUCUUCUGAAGCACAACCAGGACCUAGGACCUUUUGGUUCCGGUGCAGCUAAGAUAAUUCACAAAAAUGACACUCCAGAUUCGCUAGAUGUCACCAGGACAUUGCCAGCUCACGUUUUGUCCCAAAAGCGCGACAUAACGACCCGUUACUCCUUGCAGAACUGCUCAACAAAUUUUGGCUCCUGCGACAAUCUGACCAGGCUGAACUCAGCCGGGACCAAUUCUAAUGGAAAGUUCGAACAAAGACGUCUGCAUGUGAGGGGCAAAAGACGCGCACCUCAGCCACCUAGACCUAUAAGUGUUUGUGAAAGUGUCAGCAGUGUUGAAAGACGCAAACGUCAGGCUCCGAAGCCGCCCGGCUGGAAUCAGAACCAUAGUAUGAACAAAGGAAUCCAUUCAGAAAAGGUUCAUUCGAACGAUAAGCUUGAUAUGAUGAACCAAGAGCAGAAAACUAGCACAAAGUAUCAGCAAAAUCCGAUCAGCAAUGAUACGUUGGUGCUCCGUGGUGGUGUUUUGGUGCCGAAGGUUGAUAGUCCGUUGAAAAAAGCAAGUAGUCCGGUGAAAAUUAGUGCUACUCCGCGACCUUGGUAUAAGAGAAGUGUUUUUGAAAACAGCAAGAAGCUUGAUAGGGAAUGUGGUGAAGAAAGUGAUGUUCUAGCGACAAAAGUUAAUUUCUUUCGGGAAAAAAGUGACGUAAAAGAUGACAAACGGAACGCUAAGAGGAAGUCGGGUUUGUGUAUUUUGACGAAUAUCAGUGAGCUGGACAAAGAAGCUGCGGCUAUUGUUCAAGAAGAGCAAGCUAAGACACGUGCUGCGAUGAGAGAACAGCACAAUUCGUCGGUUAAAAUGGACAAUAUUGAUAAAUACAAUGACAAUCAGGAAGAAGUUGUUCAAGACAUUGUGACGUCAUCUAUCGAAAGCUCCCCGAAACGGGGAACACGUGCGUUGAUUUCCAAGUUCAAUGCUAUCGGUAACAUAACUAAAGUGACCGUGAAUUCGAAUUUCUUUAACAAGAACAUGUCGCCGAAGUUGGAACGUCAAUGGAACCCUGGAACGUCAUCGAGUAAAGAGCGGGUGGGAGAAGCUGCUGAUUUAUCAAGGUACUUUCCGGGAAAUUCUAACAAAAGUCCUCGAAGUGCUAUCAACGCUUCAAGGUCUUCAUUUCUGCAGAGUACCUUGACAGGCAGUACUGUUAAUGAAAGUGAUAAGAGGGUGACAGAACCUCAGAAGAUGAUCAAUGAUGUGACGAAUCGGCUGACCGCGUUGCAAAGUAUCGUUUCAACGGGUUCGAAGGACAGUGAAGUGAAAAUUAAUAGCCCAAUUGUGUAUCGCCGGGAAAAAACGGUUCUGGAUGAGCAGAUAAUUGAGUACAAAAAAUCUCCGAGGGUCUACCGGGCUCAGGAAAAGAGUAACAAGGAUAUUCAGAAAGAGUUUACCGAUUUGUUUAAGGAAAUCGACCGUCAAUUGAAUUUUGAUUUGAAGAAUGAGGAACCGAAAAUAAAAUCUAAUUCAUCAGCAGAAAAAGUUAGCAGAGUUUUGGAUAUUUUAGUUGAAAAGGAGGGAAUUAAAAAUAAAACAGAUGGUGAUAUAAAGAAGUUUGAUAAAAAUAGCAAAGCUACGGGUGUUAGUGAUGACAAAGUGACUGCUGAUUUGAAAGAGAUGCUUAAAGAGAUGAAGCAUUCGUUACCUAAGCGGCCUAAAGCAAACAAGCGGAUCCGAGAAUCGUUGAAAGAAUCUAUGAAAAGUUCUGAGGCGGGUAAUUUAUGCGAGUCUGUUGUUAUUUCUAGUCCGCCUGUGAUCCAUGUGGCUCCGACGACAUCAUCAAUAGCGUCGUCGUUUGCGGUAAAAGAUAACAAGUAUCGCGAAGCUGAUAAAAGCAAGGUAUCAUCAGCAGUUCAGACUUCUGGGAACUUGAGGAAGGUGCUGAACAAUCCUACAUCAUUUGCGGGGCCAUCGACUUCUCAACAAUGGAAGGAUGAUGUCAUCUAUCGGACCAGUGGCAGGUCUGCUGGAAAAGGACUCGUCAAAAACACUUUUCAGCUGAUGCGCCCAAGAGAGUUCGCAGCUAUCGAAGCUAUCAAGACAAUGAAGAUCACUAAUCACCCUAACGAUGAUGAUAAUGAUAACAAUACGUAUGCUAAUGUGAUGGAACAAUCACUUUACGCCAAUGCGCUGGUGCUCCCGUCCAGAAAUCAUCAGAUCAUAUCUAAUAAUAGAAUUGUUAUUAAUGAUAAUGAGGAUGAUUUGAGAAAGAAGAAGCACAAAAUUCUAGUACCUGAUGCUAAGAGUGAUGAUAAUAAAUAUCCAGUGGAAUUUAUAAAAGCCUCUGGAAGUAAAGACAAUGAAGAAGAUCAAACUCAAAAUAUGAAUACUCUGGCUGUGAAUCGCUUACUCAGAAAACUAGAAGGCGCCAUAGCUUCAGGAAACCACCAGAAAGCCGCGGGUUUCGCUAAAGAUUUGGCUCGACUUAAAAUUCAAUGUUCAGUAGUUCGACAACGCCCAAAGGUCGAUAAUUUAUUGAAUGUUGAUAUGUAUAUCGAAGACAGAUUAGCGCAUCAAGGACCAAUACCACUUCAGCUACCGAUAACAAUGACGGUAAAACAAUUGAAAGUUAAAAUUUUUAAUGAGUUUGAAAUACCGGGUAAUGUACAGAGAUGGAUUAUUGGAAAAACUUUAGCGGAAAAUGAUGACGCUACUCUUAAGGAUCUUAAUGCUAUUGAAGGAACGCCUGUUUUUCUCUACCUCGUUGCACCAGAAUUACAGAUCGGCGAUAUAAAUAACAAACAAUUUACCAAGGUAUUGGAUCAAAUUCAGCUGCCGGAAAAAACUUCUACUAACAAAGAACCAGAAAGCAAAAAAACAAUCUAUUAUCCGGAAAAUCAGAACAAAAAUGUAAUUAAAGAAGAUCAUGGGAAAUAUUUAUUGAGAUUAAAUGAUUCAGUACCUAAAAGUUCAUUAUUUCCAAACGGAAAUAAAGAGAACAAUGACCUAAAGAUUAAGGACUUAGAUGCUAAAAAAACUGUAAAUAGUGAUUUGACUAACGAACGAGAGGAAAAUGGAAAUUUUGACAAUGCACCGGAUCAAGGAGCUGUUGCUCUCCCGAAAAAUAAUGAUGUCAACAAAAUGGAACAGUAUAAGCAAUUGAUGAUGCUUGAAAAUUGCGAUAUUGUUUUGAAUGUCGAACCCAUCGAGUGCCCGAUUUGCUUCGUUGUUUACGAUCCACUUGAGGGUGUUUUACUCAGGGAUUGUUUGCACUCAUUUUGCAGGGGAUGUAUGGAAAACACAAUUAAAUAUUGCAAUGAAGCGGAAGUGAAAUGUCCAUAUCGAGAUUCAGACUAUACCUGUGAAUCAACACUGCAGGAGCGUGAGAUAAAAGCUUUGGUGAAUCCGCAAAUUUAUGAACAACAUCUAGCGAAAUCAGUUGCGCAAGCUGAAAAUAAUGCUGGUCAUAAUGCAUUUCAUUGUAAGACACCAGAUUGUCCGGGGUGGUGCAUCUACGACGAUAACGUUAAUAACUUUUUGUGUCCUGUCUGCAACAAAAAUAAUUGCUUGACAUGUCGGGUAAUUCAUGAAGGCAAGAAUUGUUUUGAAUACCAAGAUGACGUGAGGAUAUCCAAAGAAAGUGAUCAAGAAUCUAAGCGCACCGCAGCUAUGUUAGCUGAAAUGUUGAGGCGCGGCGAAGCAAUGGCAUGUCCUACUUGUGAUGUUGUUUUAAUGAAGAAAAUGGGGUGUGACUGGUUGAGGUGCUCAAUGUGCAAAACUGAAAUUUGCUGGGUCACCAAAGGACCACGCUGGGGACCUGGGGGCAACGGCGAUACCUCAGGCGGAUGUCGAUGUGGCCAAAACGGAGUAAAAUGCCACCCUUGCUGCAAUUACUGUCAUUAA
Messenger RNA from Cotesia congregata, 4179 nucleotides. Lineage: Eukaryota; Metazoa; Arthropoda; Insecta; Hymenoptera; Braconidae. The record is from the annotation of a GenBank genome assembly.